This is a messenger RNA of Nomia melanderi (Alkali bee), 3238 nucleotides long. RefSeq lists its product as uncharacterized. NCBI's taxonomy places the organism in Eukaryota, Metazoa, Arthropoda, Insecta, Hymenoptera, Halictidae. The record is from RefSeq and is a predicted model, not a curated record. Gene Ontology annotation, cellular component: cytoplasmic vesicle membrane.
CCGAUUGAUUGAGAUCGAUAAUAUUUAACGGGUGUACUGACUCGUUUAAUUAUAGAUUAAUCACGGAGACGACGAGAGCCGGAAGAACGAAGUGUACUAGGAAGGAAGACGGGCUGUUCCGCAGCCGUCGGUAGAUAUAUGAUAAACGAAAUGGAGAUACAUAUAUAAGGUGGCGCGGUGGCAUGCACUCCGUGGUAGAAUUAUGGUGCAAGCUGUAGGCCGCGCGUUCGAUGUGCUCGUGCUGACUGCACUCCUGACGCUGCUGUUCGUCGAUCAAGUUUCCUCUAGGCUGUGCAAUGGGGGGCAUGUCUGCUCUCCUCCAAAAGAGUGCUGUUCCUUCGGCUGUUGUUACGGUGUAUUCCAAUUGCACUCUACAUCAGACAUGUUCAAUUUCUUGAUUUGGACUUACUGGUACUUAUGGGCAGCAGUACUUAUAGGAUUGGCUAUAGCAGCAGCAUGCGGUUGCUGGCUAUGGAGACGCCAUCGCUCUGUCAUGGUGGAAGAUUGUGCUUCUUCUGACAGAGCUUCCACAGGCCCUUGGUAUCCAUCUCCGCAUUACAGCCACUGCAGUUCCUUUGUCCAAGCGCUGCCACCCCCUUACAAUGAGGUUACAGCCAAGCCAGAUCUGUACCCCUUGGUAAUUGGGUAUGACGAGGGAACUGGCAAAGGGACUUCAGGGUUUGUAAUGCGUUACUUCAGAUCGCUCUCACAGGCCAGCACACUGGAUUCCUUAAGUUCCAGUUUCAUGUGCAACAUGGUGAAUGAAGUGAACACCAUAAUUCCACCACCAUACUCUUGUAACAACAGCGCCGACGAACUGUCAGCAGUGGAGUGCGAGAGAAUGGAAAACAUGGAUGUUGGGUCUGUUGUUUCGUUGGCUAAUCAUAGGACAACGUCUGACAUAUCGAGUUUAGCUGCUCAAUCUCCGUGUUCACCGCCGCGGGCUACUAGUCCAACGAUAGAGUUACGCGAACUUCUAGAUAAAAUUCAGCAGCUGCCACAGCUACCCAGUGGGCAUAGCACCGUUUUGCCUUGUUAUCAGAAUCGACCGCAAGUUUUAUGUACGACGAACGGGAACGGCUCUACGCAACGGCCUCUAAGUCCGGGUGACGUUAUCGGAUCGCACAGAGAGAGGAGGAUGACGCGAGGGAAGAUGUACAUGCCCCUAGGGCUUCCAAGCUCGAGGAACAAGACGAAACGAUGGCUGUCGCGUUCGGCGCCGACGACGCCGUCCGGCACGAUACCGAUGUCGUUCCUCUCGGUGCAGAGCAGGCGGCCGUCUGAAACGGACAACAAUAAUCAGCAAGUGGUCCCGUUGCUCUCGGAACAGGACGAGACGGAGAACAAUAACGUGGAUCAGACAAACGGCAUUCCGUUGCUGUCCGAGCAAGAAGAGGAACCGCAACAGACAUGACGGCGAAUCGUCUGAGCGUGUCGAGAAACGAUCGAUCGAGAGACGAUCGGUCGUCGAACGAUCGGAUUCCGGAAUGUCGUUGCCCCGAGUAACCUGUAUAUUUUUUAACAUGGCUGGUCAACUCCUCGCCGCAGUCUCGAGCGAAAGAGUGUAUGCAUUAAUGUUCGCCAAUUAAUUUCGUCCAACGAAAAGCAAACACCGCCUCCCUUUGCUCUUAGGAAGAAAACAAAGAAAAGAAAAAAUAAGAAGACGAAGAAACGACUCGACGCUGUGAUUUCAGUUUGCGCGCGCGCGCGCGCUCGCGCGUCUACAGCCACCGCCACAUAGUUGACACAGUUUCGUUUCUCUAGCGAGUCUAACCUACUCUUUGCGAGCCGAACCGGAAUCUAGCGAUAAAUGAUGAUAACAAAACGUAUCUCUUAAGCUCUGUGGAAUAGCUUGCAGUUUAACUUACAGAAAAAAAAAGAAACCACGGACACCUUCUUCUCCCGAGGGACACGUACCUUUACGAACAGUUACCGACGAUAGAUAAUUAUUACGUAGGCGAUCUUCGAGCCCGGCUUGUUCUCGAUCUCGAUCGACAACCGUGCGUAUUUGAUACAUCGAAUUUCAUUUUCGCGCGACUCGAAUCGAACAUCGCGGAUACCUUAUCGGCAGCGACGCGAACGCUUCCUAUUUACCGCGUCGAGUGCCGCGGGGUCACCGGUGACCCAGGUCGAAUUAGUAGAACGCAGUCAAUUAAACGAUCAUUGUUUGCGGAUAUUUUUAUAUUAUAAAUAACGCUGUCUAACGCGAAAAAACGCGAGAUAAUGAAACGAUUCGAUGAAAUAAUUUGGUAUCACAUUUUUGUUUUGUGCUUUUGAAAUCGGCAUUCGACGCGUUAAGUAGCUGUGAUCACCGAAAUCGUUUCCGUCGAUUCACGCGCUUGAAAUCUUUCGAUCGAACGAGGAAUUUCAAAGGGAAACCGUUGGAUUCGAAGGGAUGGAUUCAGGGUCACUUAAGGUCAUGGAAAUCGGCCUAUAGGAAUGUCUCUGCCUUUGGAUCGAAUGAUUUCCUUUUUGGAUCGUCUUGUCGAAACGGAAAUAUUUUUGGCGCGAAUUCGAGGAACGACGCGCAAUGGCGACGUUGAUCGCCGCGACGCACUAGACGCCGAUAAGGUGAUAAGUUAAGUGGGAAUACCUUAGUUGUUGCAUCGAUGAGUUUUAAUCGUACACAAUAAUACAGCGUCCAUCCAGAAGCAGCCAGCCAGUACGAAGUCGAGGACAAUAUGAAUAUGCACGUGUUUAAACGGAACGAGGAGUGAAUGGAACAGCGACACACUAGAAAAAAAAAGAUAAAGAAAGAAAGAAUAAGAAGAAGAGAAAAAUUGUUUCGACGUGUCAACGUACAAUAUCAAUUCCGUCGAGCGACAGGGAAGCGAGAGGAUUUCAUUGUAAACGGAGACUUAUCACGAGCACAACGAUUACAAUGUCGUUAUUAAGUAAUUUUAAUGCGAACGAUGCGAAGUAUUGAUAACGUGAGAUGAGAAUCGAUACAGGCGCCGUUGAGUCCCCAUUCAUAAUCAUAAGGUUUCAAACAAGAACAUUUGUUACAACCGAUCACAGACUUUAUUCUUAAAGACGUAACGAGAAAUCGGUCACACCGGGAAACUGUACCGCGCGUCAUUCACGUACACACCAUGUAUUAACGUGUAUUUUUUUAUAAAUCAAAAUACGAAAUAAAAUGUCCAAGCUUUUAUGAGAUCAUUGCACCUGUUACCGUGUAAUCCCGUCGUUGCUGUCCGAGCCGACGACCGACGUUAUUAAUAAAGAUGUUGGACAUAUC